AGCGAUAGCCGAGUGAGCAAGGGCGUGCAUGGCAUGGGGAGCUGUUCAGCAUUUUCACAGCGUCAUAUAAGUACCCGUGGCAUUCAUUCGGAGCGGCUAUGCUGCGGGGCAGCGCCUGCACGGUCGCCUGCGUCGACGUUUCAAGAGGCUAGCGCACGGAACUCGCAGAGCAAGGAGUUCUUGCGACACUCGCCACAGGAGUCCUUUCAAAUACAUAGCAUUUCCCGCAGCCAUCUCAAACAUGAAGUCAGCGUCCCAGCCCCUGCCAUUCUUGAGUGCUCUCCCCUGGAGCUGGUGACCGUGCGCGACCCCGCUGCCGACUCGAAUUCGUGCUCAGCACGCAGCUCUCACGUCGCGAGCACGGCAGCUGAGCUUGGCCUAGCCACACCUGCCGUGAGCGCCCUCACCAGCCUGCAGACGCCCUCAUGUCUGAACGCUGAGGCGCACUUCCUGCUAUCCCCGCCAGACAACCCGCGGCCAGAGCAGCAG
Volvox carteri f. nagariensis is the source of this 489-nucleotide messenger RNA. RefSeq lists its product as uncharacterized. The record is from RefSeq and is a predicted model, not a curated record. The transcript is spliced from 2 exons. NCBI's taxonomy places the organism in Eukaryota, Viridiplantae, Chlorophyta, Chlorophyceae, Chlamydomonadales, Volvocaceae. The annotation marks the transcript as partial.